AUGAGUUUCUUUCGAUCCGGCAGCAACAACCCUUCACCACAGCAGCCACCGUACUCACGACUUCCCCCAAGCGGUGGCGGCGGCUAUGACCAAGGCAGUCGCAGCCAGCGAGUUCCGGCACCACGUUACAACGACAAUGCGGCCUAUGAGAAGCGUGUCUUUGACCAGAGGCAAUCAGCACGGUCUGGAGGUGGAACGUUUGGCGUAGCUGGUUCUCCAAACGACCUGCUUGCGCUUUCUAACCGUAUUAUUGUUCACCCAUCUGAUUUCCCCGAGGGUCAGCAUGUCCUUGUGAAACAGGCGUUUCCGUUGACUGUUAAACAUGACAAUACCGGAAAGCUAGCUCCUGGAACGAUUGGCGCAUCCGCGGUUCAACGACAGUGGAUUGGACUUUCGCUCACAGGCGAUGAAGUUACCGUCGAGCCUAUUUAUCCCUCUCCAUCGUACGUGCAGUCUAUCGACAUCGAAGUCGGUUUUCUCCGCCGCGGACUUGAGAUCCCCGAGCAGUUCUCCGCAGAUGACAUGAUGAAGAACUUUCUCAAAGCAUUCAGUGGGAUGGUUCUUGCGGUCGGCGAGAUCCUUGUGUUUGACUUUCAUGGCCACAACUUGAAAGGAGCCGUGAAGGCGCUUAGCGUUAUAGAGUUACCAGACAAUCAGGGAAUGAGAGCCUCGCACGGCUCCACUGCUUUUGGGGUCAUCAUGGAGAAGACAGAUGUGACGUUCAUCAAGGCAAGCGACAGUGCGAUUAAAAUAAAGUCGAGUGCGAAAAAAGCCCCUCCAAAUGCAAUCCUUGCGCCUAACUUUAAAUUUGAGGACAUGGGUAUCGGUGGCCUUGACGAUGAGUUCAGCGCUAUCUUUCGGCGUGCUUUCGCGUCGCGCGUCUUCCCGCCCGGUCUUGUUGACAAGCUCGGCAUCCAUCACGUUAAGGGUAUCUUACUCUAUGGCCCGCCGGGGACGGGGAAAACACUCAUGGCACGCCAAAUCGGUAAGAUGCUGAAUGCCCGCGAGCCCAAGAUCGUCAACGGCCCCGAGAUUCUCAACAAGUACGUUGGUGCAUCUGAAGAGAACAUUCGAAAACUCUUCGAAGAUGCGGAGAAGGAGUAUAAAGCAAAGGGAGAUGAGAGUGGGUUGCACAUAAUCAUCUUCGACGAACUGGAUGCGAUAUGCAAGCAACGUGGAUCUACCGGUGGAGGUACCGGUGUUGGUGACAGUGUUGUUAAUCAGUUACUGUCAAAGAUGGAUGGUGUGGACCAACUCAACAAUAUCCUCAUCAUUGGGAUGACGAACAGGUUGGACAUGAUUGACGAGGCUCUCCUUCGACCAGGGCGGUUGGAGGUACACAUGGAGAUUUCCUUGCCGGACGAACAUGGCCGAUUGCAGAUUCUCACUAUCCACACCGCCAAAAUGCGGAACAACAACAUCAUGGCGCCGGACGUGAGUUUGGAGGAGCUCGCCCAGCUUACAAAGAACUACUCCGGUGCCGAAAUUAAUGGUUUAGUAAAGAGUGCAACAAGUUUUGCAUUCAGCCGACAUGUGAAAGUUGGAACUCUAGCGGGUAUCUCAGACGAUAUCGAGAACUUGCGUGUGAACCGGAACGACUUUAUGAAUGCGCUGGAUGAAGUGCAGCCCGCCUUCGGUGUCUCCAAAGAAGAGCUUGAGCAGGUCGUGGAGAAUGGCAUUAUACACUACUCGAACGUCGUUGACGAGAUCCUCCGCUCUGGCAAGCUAUUCGUCGAGCAGGUACGUACCUCUACGCGGACGCCGCUUGUUAGUGUUCUCUUGCAUGGUCCACCGGGGUCGGGUAAAACAGCGCUGGCUGCGACGAUCGCACAAGCGUCACAGUACCCAUUCAUGAAGCUGCUCUCACCAGACAGCAUGGUCGGAUUCUCGGAAGCACAGAAAGUUGCAGCGAUUAGCAAGGUCUUUUCGGACAGCUACAAGAGUCCGCUGAGUGUUAUCGUGGUAGAUAACUUGGAGCGGCUGCUUGACUUCACACCGAUUGGACCCAGAUUCUCCAAUUCGGUGUUGCAAACCCUGAUAGUGCUCUUCUCGCGGCGACCACCCAAGGGACGUCGUCUGUUGAUUAUGGCGACCUCCUCACUUCGACCUGUACUCACAGAUCUCGGCUUAUCUGAGGCGUUCGACUCGGAGCUGCGCGUACCUCCGAUUGCCAACCUGCGUGCGGUGGAUUAUGUCCUUGAGCAGCUCGCGCUCUUUCCAAGCGCUCAAGACCGUGUCAAGGCGAUUCGCAUGCUUGAGCAGGCCGGCUUUGGCAGCCUGCAGACAAAUGACGACGAUCUAUCAUCGAGACUGAAUAUAGGCAUAAAGAAACUACUAAGCAUCGUCGAGAUGGCGCGACAAGAGCCAGACGCUGCGGCGGAGAGAUUAACACAGUCGUUAAUGGGAUUGGGGAUGUAG
Messenger RNA from Fibroporia radiculosa, 2418 nucleotides. RefSeq lists its product as uncharacterized. The record is from RefSeq and is a predicted model, not a curated record. Bases 1 to 2418 code for a protein of 805 amino acids. The transcript has 11 exons. NCBI's taxonomy places the organism in Eukaryota, Fungi, Basidiomycota, Agaricomycetes, Polyporales, Fibroporiaceae. Gene Ontology annotation, cellular component: Golgi stack. Gene Ontology annotation, biological process: Golgi to plasma membrane protein transport; SNARE complex disassembly; intra-Golgi vesicle-mediated transport. Gene Ontology annotation, molecular function: ATP binding; ATP hydrolysis activity.